This is a messenger RNA of Diatraea saccharalis (sugarcane borer), 438 nucleotides long. NCBI's taxonomy places the organism in Eukaryota, Metazoa, Arthropoda, Insecta, Lepidoptera, Crambidae. The record is from the annotation of a GenBank genome assembly.
AUGUCUGAAGGAUUACUCCCCGUCAUGGUGUAUAUCCACGGCGGUUGCUUUUACGAAGGCUCUGGUACACGUUAUCUUUAUGGGGGAGACUAUUUCACCGAGCACGGUGUAGUAUUCGUGGGAAUUAAUUACAGACUUAGUGUGGAAGGCUUCCUGUGCUUAGGUAUAAAAGAAGCUCCUGGAAAUACGGGGCUCCGAGACCAAAUAGCAGCUCUGAAAUGGAUAAAAAACAAUAUCAAGGCAUUCGGAGGCGAUCCAGAUAAAGUUACCGUGUUUGGUGAAAGUGCUGGUGCCGCGUCGGUGUCCUAUUUGAUAGUAUCUCCUGCAGCCAAAGGACUCUUCCACAAGGUUAUCUUGCAGAGUGGGUCUUCUGUGACGCCCUGGUCUAUACAACAUGACCCUAUAGCGACAGCGAGCGAUCUUGUCAAAGGGAUAUGA